Messenger RNA from Bipolaris sorokiniana ND90Pr, 3189 nucleotides. RefSeq lists its product as uncharacterized. The record is from RefSeq and is a predicted model, not a curated record. The transcript has 2 exons. Gene Ontology annotation, cellular component: endoplasmic reticulum membrane. Bases 78 to 2969 code for a protein of 963 amino acids. Lineage: Eukaryota; Fungi; Ascomycota; Dothideomycetes; Pleosporales; Pleosporaceae. Gene Ontology annotation, biological process: maintenance of protein localization in endoplasmic reticulum.
CUGGAACGUUGGUACACCCCAACGUCACCACCGAUAGGACACGAUGCACUUGCAAAGAGACGCCAGCUCUAUGCGCCAUGAACGGAGCAGACACACGGACACACGGUGAAUUGAACACGAGGGAACAGCUGCUGCCGACACCCACGCCGUCACCCGAACCAGAAGCAGACGAUGUGGCACCUCCGAUCGAUCGCCGCAACUAUGAAGAAGCGAAGAACGAAGAGAUGUUGCUGAACACAACGAAUGGCGCCAAGGAGGAGACGAACAGCGCUAUCGGUUCGCGUGCGACAAGUAGGAGACCCAGUGUUCAUGAAGAGGCUAUACAGUCCGACACCAACGAGAAAAUCCGACCCAUCAAGCGUCCUGGAGAUGGGCGGAGAAAGAGCAGUGUAUCGGACCACGACAAGAUGCUGAAGCUCAGCCCCCGCCAGAUUCAUGAGCUCACCAGUGAGCCUUCGAGUAUUCCUGUGCGGGCAGCGACGCCAAUUCUCGAGGACGAGCUCGAGGACGCAACACCACUAGAGAACAUGGAUGAUCAGGGCAACAACAAGCCACGGGGCUCGGUCCUGGACCGGCCUGUAGAAUUCAAUGGCACAAAGCACGAUGGCAGCAAGGAAUACGGCUCGCGAGGUCGGGAGCUGACCCAAGAGAAAGAGACACUUGUCAUCAAGACCCCUUCUACCGAGUUGCGCAAUGGCCGGCCGAUGCCUCUGUCACGGUCCAUUACCACACCUGCGCUCGUGCGAAGAACCACUUCAAGAUCACGGUCGCGAGCACACAACCACACGAAAGAAGGAGAGGAACGGAGGCAAGGUCGACAUGUGCCGCCACCGCUAGACAUGCCGCACAAGGAGGCCACAUCCAAAGGCCACGAACGACACAGGGAGCCUCGCGAUGUGCGUGACCACGUAUCACCAACCGCAAUUGCUCUCCCAUUGCCGCCAAUGUCAAUGCCUACCUUCCUCUCACUUGAGCUCUCUGCGACCCGUCCCUCUCCGCUGUACAUUUAUAGACCUGCUACCACUGAGUUUCCUUAUGAAUCUUCCGAGAUCAAAUACGAGCGCUUGCUCAAUUUCUUAAGGAUACCCUUGAAGAUUGAAAUUAUCCUAGGGUUCGGGGCCUUUGCUUGCUUGGAUGCUUGGAUGCACGUCUUGACCAUCCUCCCACUACGCUUCCUUCUUGCCAUUGCCAUCUUGAUCAAAUGGUGGGGCUCAGUUAUUGUCAAAGAAUUCCGUGAUCUCUGGGCCUUCGUUUACAAUGGUCUACCCCGUCUGUGGCAACGGAGAAAGCAUGUGGACGGGCCCACACCUCUUGCUACUCCAGCUGAAGAGGAACCACCAUCCAUGUCGCGGAGGCCAUCUGCUACCUCGACAGCCAGGCAGGAUCCUCGGGCGUCAACGAGCUUCCAGUUUCCAGACCUAAAAGAACUCAAAGAGCUCAAAGCGCGACGACCUCGAAACUCACGAUUUCGUCAUCGCCGCACAAAGUCAACACCAUCUACACUCCAGCCUAGUCACAAGGCAGAUAUACUCAAAGGCUUACUGGUCAUUGCAAGUUGUUUUGUUUUGAUGCGUUUCGAUGCGAGCCGGAUGUACCAUGGCAUUCGGGGACAGUCGGCCAUCAAGCUCUAUGUCAUCUAUAACGUUCUCGAGGUCUGUGACCGCUUGUUGUCUGCGAUGGGCCAGGACGUCCUCGAAUGCCUCUUUUCCCGCGAAACGCUUGAUCGCAAUCCCGAUGGCAGAAGCAAAGUGCUUCGUCCACUUGGCAUGUUCUCACUUGCCCUUGUGUACACAGUGGCGCAUGCUACUGCACUCUUCUAUCAAGUUAUCACACUGAAUGUAGCUGUGAAUUCGUACUCGAAUGCUCUACUCACACUGCUCAUGUCGAAUCAGUUUGUGGAAAUUAAGAGUACGGUAUUCAAAAAGUUUGAAAAAGAGAACCUUUUUCAGAUUACCUGCGCAGACAUUGUCGAACGCUUUCAGUUGUGGCUCAUGCUCCUGAUUAUUGCCAUGCGUAAUGUAGUCGAAGUCGGUGGUCUCAGUAUUCAAAGCAGCGAAACAUCAUGGACGGCCAUGUUUACGGGUUCUACCAACGCGUCGACUGGAACGGCGUUCAAGGCAUCAAACAUCAUUCCUAUGAGCUUCACCAUCUUUCCCAAGUACAUUGCUCAGGUGCUCAACCCGUUCUUGCUGGUACUGGGCAGUGAGAUGUUUGUAGAUUGGCUCAAACAUGCGUACAUUACAAAGUUCAACCAGUACAAGCCGGAGGUGUACAGCAAGUUCUUUGAUGUACUAGCAAAAGAUUAUUAUUCAAAUGCAUUCGCCGACGCAGACCUAACCCGCCGACUCGGUCUCCCCGUGAUACCUCUCUCCUGCCUCUUCGUGCGCGCCGCAAUACAAACCUACCACAUGUUCAUCGCACUGCACAUGCCACCCCCUCUCCAUGCAACAACCACAUCCCUCACCUCAGAAGACGCCACGUCCUCCUCACCCGCCACCACAGCCGCCCUCGCGCACAUCGACCACGUUUUCCGCCGCGCUCUAGGCCGCUCCUCGUUCGGCGCAGGCCUCGCCUCAAAACCCUGGUACCACCCCCUCUCCUACACGCUUGACGACCUCAUCGCCGCCUCAACCAUGCUCAUCGUCUUCCUCGUCAUCUACCUCUUCUUCCUCGCCUUCAAGCUGCUCCUCGGCAUGAUCCUGCUAUCUGUCAGUCGCAACCGGUACCGCGGCAUGCAGGAGCGCGAGAAGAUGAGUGUGGAGACGGGCGGGAAACGUAUAGGGGGUUGGGGGGUUGUCGAUGUGGAUGAGGAGAAGAGGAAGGUUAUUUAUGAGGAUGAUGCGGAGGGGUUGAGACGGCUGAGGGAGAGGGAUGAGAAGGGGAGGAAGAAGGAGGCUGAGGAGAAGGAGAGGGGGACGGGAUUUGGGCAUGUUAGUCGGUAUGCUAUGGUUGCUAAGAGGAUUUGGUGAUGAAGAAGUUUUUGUUUCUUCGGUAGAGAAGAAAAGUGUGAGGGUUGGGAACGGUGAGAGGUUGGGGAUAGGGGGCAACUGGGACAAUGGUUCUCUCUCUCACUCUCCAUUUCUCAGUAGAUGAAAGAUGGAUUGUUUCUUCUUUAUAGGAUAGAUUCAAUGUCCAUGCAUUUUCUUCUAUGCAUUUUCUUUUUCCCCACGUCUUGCUAUGGAUCUAUAC